Messenger RNA from Phaeodactylum tricornutum CCAP 1055/1, 333 nucleotides. RefSeq lists its product with no specific name. The transcript has a single exon. The record is from RefSeq and is a predicted model, not a curated record. Lineage: Eukaryota; Bacillariophyta; Bacillariophyceae; Surirellales; Neidiaceae. Bases 1 to 333 code for a protein of 110 amino acids.
AUGGAAUUGAACGGCGUAACGAAGACAUGCACGAUGAAUCGCCAAAGGACCGUCGAGUUUGAGGAGCUUUGGCUCGUCGCACGGAACCUGCUUUGGUCCGUUGUCGGUCUGAGUAUUAUCAUUGUCGCCGGUGUGAAAUUUUGCGGGCGUCAACGCCAGAACGAGGCGUGUCCCGUUGAUCUGGUCCGGCACCAGCUCGUACACACGGAGGAACGUGGGCAGUCAUACGCUGACCUCGCCGCGCGAGUCCAAGAACUGCACGAGCUUCGGUCCCAACUCCGGGCCGAUCUGGCCCUUUUGCAAUCACGCGCUGCUCGUCCGAAGCAGCAAUGA